Papaver somniferum (opium poppy) is the source of this 1398-nucleotide messenger RNA. Its product is annotated as ammonium transporter 3 member 1-like. The transcript has 3 exons. Gene Ontology annotation, cellular component: plasma membrane. The record is from RefSeq and is a predicted model, not a curated record. Lineage: Eukaryota; Viridiplantae; Streptophyta; Magnoliopsida; Ranunculales; Papaveraceae. The coding region runs from base 1 to 1398 and encodes 465 amino acids. Gene Ontology annotation, biological process: ammonium transmembrane transport. Gene Ontology annotation, molecular function: ammonium channel activity.
AUGGCGUUCAACAUAUCCGAAGCAGCACCAGAUUGGUUAAACAAAGGAGACAAUGCAUGGCAGAUGAUAUCAGCAACCUUAGUUGGAAUACAAAGUGUACCAGGCUUAGUAAUCCUCUACGGGAGCAUCGUCAAGAAAAAAUGGGCAGUAAAUUCGGCUUUCAUGGCUCUUUACGCCUUCGCUGCCGUACUAAUCUGUUGGGUUUCUUGGGCAUAUAAAAUGUCUUUUGGAGAAAAACUUCUUCCUUUCUGGGGUAAACCUGGUUUUUCAUUAGGCCAUGAUUAUCUUUUGGCCCAAGCGGAAUUACCUGAAUCAACUCAGUUUGAUAGCGCUGGUGGAGUUGCAACCGCUAUGGCUCAGCCUUUCUACCCAAUGGCAUCUCUUGUUUAUUUUCAGUUCGUUUUCGCGGCAAUAACUUUGAUUUUACUUGCUGGAUCAUUGUUGGGCAGAAUGAACUUCAAAGCAUGGGUGGUUUUUGUUCCUCUUUGGUUAACUUUUUCUUACACCAUUGGUGCUUUUAGUAUGUGGGGUGGAGGGUUCUUGUUUCACUGGGGUGUUAUGGAUUAUGCUGGUGGCUAUGUCAUUCAUCUCUCCUCUGGUAUUGCAGGCCUCACUGCUGCUUACUGGGUUGGACCGCGGACACAGUCUGACAGAGAGAGCUUUACACCAAACAAUAUUUUGUUGACAUUAAUGGGUGCAGGACUAUUGUGGAUGGGCUGGUCUGGUUUUAAUGGUGGUGCACCAUACGCUGUUAAUUUAGUGGCAUCCAUGGCAGUAUUGAACACCCAUAUUUGUGCUGCAACAAGUCUCGUCGUGUGGACAUGUAUGGAUGUCAUAUACUUCAAUAAACCUUCUGUAACUGGAGCUAUUCAAGGAAUGAUCACAGGACUUGUUUGUAUAACUCCUGGUGCAGGUCUUGUUCAGGGAUGGGCAGCUCUUAUAAUGGGAAUUUUAUCUGGUUCUAUUCCAUGGUUCACGAUGAUGAUCCUCCAUAAAAGAUCUAAACUACUUCAAAAUGUUGAUGACACGCUAGGUAUGUUUCAUACGCAUGCAAUCGCGGGCUUUCUCGGAGGUAUCUGUACGGGCAUCUUUGCGGAACCGAAACUCUCCAGACUUUUUUUGCCUGUACCAGGCUCAAGAGGUUUAACUUAUGGUGGACCUGGAGGAAUGCAACUAGUCAAACAACUUGUUGCUGGUGCUUUCAUCAUUGUUUUGAAUGUUAUUGUCACUUCCAUCAUAUGCUUAGCAAUAAGGGUUGUUAUUCCACUUCGAAUGUCCGAAGAACAACUGUUGGUCGGAGAUGAUGCAGUACAUGGUGAAGAAGCAUAUGCCUUAUGGGGUGACGGUAAGAAAUUUGAUGAUUUGGCAUCAAAUAAAUACGGUGAAGAGAGUAUCUAA